Messenger RNA from Pyrus x bretschneideri (Chinese white pear), 498 nucleotides. RefSeq names its product mavicyanin-like. The coding region runs from base 1 to 498 and encodes 165 amino acids. Gene Ontology annotation, cellular component: plasma membrane. Gene Ontology annotation, molecular function: electron transfer activity. NCBI's taxonomy places the organism in Eukaryota, Viridiplantae, Streptophyta, Magnoliopsida, Rosales, Rosaceae. The transcript is spliced from 2 exons. The record is from RefSeq and is a predicted model, not a curated record.
AUGGUUAAAACCAUGAAUUUUGGGAAUGUGAUGGUUCUAGCUAUAGCAGUGGUAGCAGUAUCAACGAUUUUACAUACAACAGAAGCUGCAGAGUAUGUAGUAGGAGACGACUUGGGUUGGACUGUGCCGCCAGGCGGGGCAGCCAGUUACGCUUCGUGGGCCGCAAAGUAUAGAUUUGUAGUUAACGAUAUUCUAUACUUCAACUUUACAGAAGGAGAACAUACUGUGGCUUUAGUAACCAAGGAGAACUAUGAGAUUUGCAACACCACAGAUCCCUUGUUUAAACUCGAUGGACCAAGUGGACUUCAAUUUCUUUCGUCAGACACAUUUUACUUCACCUGCACCUUCACCGGCCACUGCGCUGGAGGCCAAAAGGUUGAGGUUUAUAUAGCUUCCUCUGCAAGUACUCCAAGUCCAAGUCCAGUUGUUGCUCCUCCUCCUGCUGCGUCCCUGCCCUUCACAUUUGUGUCCAAAAAACUUGGGUUCAGGAAAGUGUGA